AUGAUUUAUUUAAACCCACAAACACCUACAUGGACUCUGGCUGAGAAGUUUGCUGGGCUCAACUCUGGAAAAGACAAGAGACUGUCUCUCAAUCAGGACCUCUGUAGUCCUCCAGGUUCACCCGCAGCCAUUAAACAUAAUGUUGCCAAUAGGAGAGGUUCUACAGGUCUGGAGGGGGUCUACUCAGACUCGUCACAACAGGAGGAAGGCAACAUCAAGAAUGGUACGAAAAGACUUCUGCAGAGGAAUGUGUGCAGCGGUGAUCCUUCCGAUCUGAAGCUGCGUCUGGUGAGAGAGAUCAGGCCCAAAACCAAGGAGUCUCUGUCUGAUGUUCGUCAUGAUGUGCGUGAUGUACGUGGUAACAAGGGGAAUUGGAAGGGUGGAGAACCACUAGUCAUUCCCCCUCCACUAAACAAGGCUAUGGCCAUGAUUGAUGCCUGUGAGGAUAAGGUGCCUAUAGUGUUUGCUGCCAUGAAGAAACGUGGAGUGGAGGGAGACACAGAGAACCGGCCCUACAAGUGCACUCACUGCAACUGGGCCUUUAAGAAGUCCAGCAAUCUGCAGAGUCAUCUGGAUACUCAUAGUGGCCUGAAGCCUCAUAUAUGUGACCUGUGUGGCAAAGCCUAUUCUCACCAAGGCACACUGCAGCAGCACAAGCGCCUGCACACUGGAGAGAGACCGUACCACUGCCCCUUCUGUGAAAAGACGUACAUCUGGUCCUCUGAUUACCGCAAGCACAUUCGCACGCACACCGGAGAGAAACCGUACGUGUGCGAGACCUGCAGCAAGGACUUUGUGCGCUCCUCGGACCUGCGGAAGCAUGAGCGCAACAUGCACACCAAUGAAAAACCCUUCCCGUGCACGCAGUGCGGCAAGACCUUCAACAAGCCACUGUCCCUGCUCCGCCAUGAGCGCACUCACCUGGGCGAGCGGCCCUUCUGCUGUCCCAUCUGCGGGAAAGCCUUUGCCGUGGCCAGCCGCAUGGCAGAGCACCAGAAGGUGCACACCGGGGUGAGACCCUACACCUGCCUGGUCUGCACCAAGUCCUUCACCAAGUCCUCCAACCUGCUGGAGCACCAGGCCGUACACAGCGGUAUCCGCCCCCACAAGUGUCCUCAGUGCGGGGUGGCAUUCGCCAUGGUGUCCCGCCUGGUCCGUCACCAGCGUGUCCAUACCGGAGAGAGGCCCUACGACUGCACAGGCUGCAGCAUGUCCUUCAGCCGCACAGCUGCUCUGAAGCGCCACCAGGAGCAGACGUGUGCCGGGAGGAUCUUUGUCUGUGUGGAGUGUGACAAGGCUUUCCAGUGUGCCUCUCAGCUCACUGAGCACAUGGUGAGCCAUGAAUGACCCUACUGCUGCUGCUGCUACUGCUGCUAUUGCUGCUACU
Molecule: messenger RNA, 1387 nt
Organism: Oncorhynchus masou masou (cherry salmon)
Lineage: Eukaryota; Metazoa; Chordata; Actinopteri; Salmoniformes; Salmonidae
Gene: znf648
Product: zinc finger protein 648
Exons: 1
Coding region: 1-1347 (448 amino acids)
Biological process (GO): regulation of transcription by RNA polymerase II
Molecular function (GO): RNA polymerase II cis-regulatory region sequence-specific DNA binding; DNA-binding transcription factor activity, RNA polymerase II-specific
Source: RefSeq, a predicted model, not a curated record